Molecule: messenger RNA, 735 nt
Organism: Drosophila obscura
Lineage: Eukaryota; Metazoa; Arthropoda; Insecta; Diptera; Drosophilidae
Product: general odorant-binding protein 19d
Exons: 4
Coding region: 60-515 (151 amino acids)
Biological process (GO): sensory perception of smell
Molecular function (GO): odorant binding
Source: RefSeq, a predicted model, not a curated record
CUCCCAGCUGGACGCAUUUAAGUUCGAGUUUGUGCCCCGCUAAGUUCAUUCGAUACAAUAUGUCGCGUCUGGUUUGCCUGAGUCUGAUGCUGAUGCUGGUCGUGUGCCUGGUGGCAGUGGCCGAGUCGAAGCCACAGGAGGCCAACAGGGAGGAGCAAAUGGCGGAGGCGGCCAACGAGUGCAAGGCAGAGACGGGCGCCACGGAUGAGGAUGUGGAGCUGAUGAUGAAGCACGAACCGUCUGGCAAUCAGGAGGGCAAGUGCCUGCGCGCCUGCAUGAUGAAGAAGUUUAAGAUCAUGGAGGAGGACGGCAAGCUGAACAUUGAGCACACUUUGGGCAUGCUGAAGGUGAUGAGCGAGCACGCUGAGGAUAAGGAGGAUGUCCUUACCGAAGUUGUGGAAACGUGUGCGGCCAGCGAUGUGACCGAGGAUCACUGCGAAUCUGCCCAAGCCUAUCAGACGUGCAUCUUUGAGCACAUGCAAAAGCAUGGCAUUCCCCUGAUUGAGGAGCACUGAAGGUGAGAGAUGACGACCAACACACCCAUCGGCACACCCACUGGCCAAUCGGAAGGACCUGUUAGCGCCCACUCUGGAAUAUACUACAUAUGAAUCUCUAUCUACCUAAAUCUCUAUAUAUAUAUAUAUUGUGUUUUUUUUUGUCGCUUACACUUUAUGAAUAGUCCCUAGAUAACUGAUAAAUUGAGCAUUUGAAAAUAAAAAGGUAAUUAAAUUGGUU